Molecule: messenger RNA, 2111 nt
Organism: Oryza brachyantha (malo sina)
Lineage: Eukaryota; Viridiplantae; Streptophyta; Magnoliopsida; Poales; Poaceae
Product: protein RETICULATA-RELATED 1, chloroplastic
Exons: 8
Coding region: 108-1682 (524 amino acids)
Biological process (GO): plant organ development
Cellular component (GO): chloroplast inner membrane
Source: RefSeq, a predicted model, not a curated record
AGCAGAUUAGCCUCCUCCUCCUCUUUCGAUAAAGCCACCUUCCUCCACCCCGGAGGCGCCGGACGGAGGGCGUCGACCACCACAACCAACCCCGCCCGCCUCCACCCAUGGCGUCGCUCGCCGCCUUCCACCCCACCAUAGCCGCCUCCGCCCCGCGCGCCCGCGCCCGGGCGCACCCGCGCAGCCCCAACCCCACCACCGGCCUCCUCCGCCUCCUCCCCUCCCGCCGCAGGCCCCGCCUCGCGGCCUCCGCCUCGUCGUCGUCCUCGUCCUCCCCGGCCACGGGGCGGGACCGGUCCGACGCGGCGUCGUCGCUGGAGCGGUGCCUGGCCGCGUCGGGCUCCGCGGCGCCGGCCUCGGCGCCCACGCGCGCCCCGCCGGCGAUGAAGGGAGGGAAGCAGUACGGCUCGUUCGGCGCCGUCACGCUCGAGCGGAAGGUUGACCUGUCCAAGGGCCGCAAGAAGAUCACGCCCGAGCUGGCCACAGGUGGUGGUGGUGGUGAUAUUGGGAAAAGGAUUGGUCAUGGUGGGGGUGAUGGUGGCGAUGAUGAUGGCGAUGAUGAUGAUUACUUCGAUGAUUUUGAUGAUGGUGAGGAAGAGGAAGGUGGUCUUUUCCGCAGACGAAUCGUCAUACAGGAGCUUUUCAAUAGAGAGUUUGUGGAUGCUGUAAUGCAAGAGUGGUGCAAAACGAUGAGUAAUUUGCCUGCUGGUAUCCGCCAAGCUUAUGAGAUGGGUUUGGUUAGUUCUGCCCAGAUGGUACGGUACCUUGCAAUUUUUGCAAGGCCUACUCAUUCCAGAUCCUUCUCGCGAACUCUUCCUGGAUGGCUUUCCAGAGGUCUUGUUGGAAGGACGCUUGCAGAUCCAUCAUUCCCACAUAAGAUAGCUUUUGAGUUCGUGGCUACCUUUUUCUCAUCUGUUUGGUGGGAGAUGAACAUACGUAAGGAGAGGUUUGAGCAAGAAUGGGAUUUGGCUGUCGUCAAUGCUCUGACUGCCUCUUGUUGCAAUGUGGUGGUUCUUGGGCUUCUGGCACCAUGUCGCUCAUAUGGGAGUACAUCGCGAUUUGACUUCCAGAAUGCAAUUGAGAAACUUCCCAACAACAUGUUUGAGAAGAGUUAUCCUUUGAGAGAGUUUGAUCUACAAAAACGGAUCAGUGCAUUCUUUUACAAGGCAGCAGAGCUUAGCUUGGUUGGGGUAGUUGCUGGUUCUAUUCAAGGUGGUCUCUCAAAAGCCCUGUCUGCAAGAAAGGAAAGGAGGUUAUCGGUAACCAUUCCUUCUGUGAGCACCAAUGCCCUUGGGUAUGGAGCCUUCCUUGGACUUUAUGCAAACUUGCGGUAUCAACUAUUAUGUGGACUGGAUCAGUAUAUGGUCAGAAGAUUUGAUGUUCUUGGUGUGGCAAUCUUCUUCAGCACAGCACUAAGAUUGACGAACAUUCAGAUUGGCGAAUCAUCAAGAUGCACAUGGCUUGGAGAGGAAGCUGAUCCACAGUACUCAGAUCGAUUGUUGAGAGCAUACAAAAGGCCAGUAGAGGUUGCUGGGGGACAAGAAGAUUCAAGGUGGUUUAUAUCGAAGGAUGCGAUUGUAUCUGGCCUUGGUCUUCUUGGCAUCAAGCAAGUUGGAACAGAAGCUGCAUUGUCCAAGCCUCGCAGAAAGAGAGUUGUCCGAAAGAAAGUCGUCUCAAGUUGAAUUUAGUUGAUUUUGUCUAAUUCUGGAACAAUUUUGCUUUAGUUCCACUAUGCCGUAUUGAGUUCUACCCAGCAAGGCGAAUGAGGAAAACCGUAGUUGGCAGCCAGCUUGCAGUCUAUCGUGGAAGGCAUCGAAAGCGGUGGUGGAGGUUUCAUAACUGGAAGGGGGUUGGUUCAAAGCUGCAGACCCUUUGCCAUUUUGUAUCUGUUCUUUUUUUCACACUUUCUGAUAAGUAUUGACACCCAAAUUUUCUUGUACUGUUGUGAGCCAAAUAGACUCAGCUAGUUGUAGUCAUGGAGAUUUUAAAGAUGCAGUCUUUAAUAUGAGCAGAAACAUUGCAUUUUUGAUAGGGUUUCAUGUAGUUGCCCGAUGUAUGCUUGUAGCGUUACAGAGCUGGAUACCUCUUGGUCGUCAGAACCAAAUGGUGUA